AUGGCCUCCGAUAGCGGCGAUAGCAACAUGGACAGAGAAAUGAUUUUGGCUGACUUUCAGGCUUGCACUGGAAUUGACAACAUUGCAGAGGCAAUCACUCUGCUAGAGCUUAAUAACUGGGAUUUAGUGGCAGCCAUCAAUGGAGUGAUACCACAGGAGAAUGGGAUCUUACAAAGUAAUUUCUCCAGUGAAGCGAGCCAGGCCAACCUCUUUGGACCUCCUAACCAGUCAGAAGCAGCUGAGGCCGCAACAGGAGUUGUGGCUCCUCCCCCUUCCUCUUCAUCUUCGUCCUCUUCUCCUCCAUCAUCCUCAGGCUCCGCUUUCUGCCCCAUCAUCCCCUCCUCCCGACACAUCGUGGAGCGUCAGCCCAGGAUGCUCAACUUCAGGGUGGAGUACCGGCAGCGGUCUAUAGAGUUGGUACUGGAGGAGGGCAGCACAGUUGGAGAAAUCAAACAAAUCCUUGAGACAGAGCUUGGGGUUCCAGUAUCCAAAAUGCAGCUGAAAGGCUGGAAGAGUGGAGAUGUAUCUGACAGUACCGUGCUGAGAAGUUUACACCUGCCCAAGAACAACAGCCUGUAUGUCCUGACCCCAGACAUUGCCCCAACUGCCAGCACCAGCCAAAACAGCGCUCUCCAAGAGUCAUUAAACCAGAACUUCCUGCUGGUCAUCAGUCACCGCGAGGCCCAGCGGGACUACAGCCUCAACUUUCCUGGCUCCAGAACCAUACAGGAGGUGAAGCGGAACAUUUCAGACUUGACCAACAUCCCAGUGCGGCACCAACAGUGGGAGGGAUGGCCUGCCUCAGCGUCUGACGACUCUAUGACACUAGCUGUCUCUGGCAUCAGUUAUCCCUGCCAUCACCUCAGUGUGUGUCGAAGGUCCUCACCAGCCAAUGCACAGGAGCCCACAGAAGAGUGUCCAGAUGUCCACAUGAUCAGUGAUAGUGAGGGGGAUGAUUUUGAAGAUGCGUCAGAGUUCAGUGUGGACGAUUCAGAGAUGUUCGGAAUGGGCUCAUCAACCUGUCGGAAAUCACCCAUGAUGCCAGAAAAUAGUGAGAAUGAAGGUGAUGCCUUACUGCACUUUACUGCCGAAUUUUCUACAAGGUAUGGAGACAUCCACCCAAUGUUCUUCAUUGGAUCUUUGGAGGCAGCAUCUCAAGAGGCCUUCUAUGGCAAAGCUAGAGAUAGAAAGCUGCUGGCCAUCUACCUCCACAAUGAUGAGAGUGUCCUCAGCAACGUCUUCUGCUCCCAGAUGAUGUGUGCUGACUCCAUCGUCUCCUAUCUGAGCCAGAACUUCAUAACAUGGGCCUGGGACGUCACUAAAGAAGCUAACAAAGCCAGACUACUCACCAUGUGUACGAGGCACUUUGGCAGCGUGGUCGCACAGACUAUACGGACAUACAAGACAGACCAGUUCCCCCUGCUCCUCAUAGUCAUGGGCAAACGCACAUCCAACGAAGUUUUAAAUGUUAUUCAAGGUAAUUCGACAGUGGAUGAACUCAUGAUGAGGUUAAUGGGAGCGAUGGAGAUCUUCACAGCACAGCAACAAGAGGACAUCAAAGAUGAGGAUGAACGUGAGGCGAGAGAGAUGGUGAAGAGAGAACAAGAUGAGGCCUACCGUCUGUCUUUAGAGGCUGAUCGCAAGAAGAGAGAAGCCCAGGAGAGGGAAGAGGCCGAACAGGUGCGCCUGGAACAGAUGAGGAAGGAGCAGGAAGAAGAGAAGGAGGCCAUCCGCUUGUCGUUGGAGCAGGCCCUACCGCCGGAGCCCGACGACGAGCCGGGAGAGCAAAUCAGCAAGCUGCGUAUCCGCACACCAAGCGGCGAGUUCCUGGAGCGGCGUUUCCUGGGCAGCUGCAAGCUCCAGGUCCUCUUUGACUUUGUGGCCUCCAAGGGAUACCCCUUCGACGAGUUCAAGCUGCUCACCACCUUCCCCCGUAGAAAUAUCACCCAGUUGGAUCCAGGGUCCACUCUGUUGGAGGCCAAGUUGUUUCCGCAGGAGACGCUCUUCCUGGAGGCGAAAGAGUAGGAACUGGCCGCCCUAAAGGCCAAACAGACUGACUGACUGACAAACUGGCUGACACACACUUGUCACCGAGCAUGGGCCCCUCCAAAUCUGGGCCUAGAGAUACACACACACACACACACACACACACACACACACACACAUACACACACACACACAAAUCCCACCACCUCAGACAUGCAUAAACACACCGGCAUGCACAUACAAACAAAGACACACACACACACACACACACACACACGUUAAGUAAGCUUCUCUGCUCUCGGCCUGGUCGUGGUACAUGAAUGCCUAGUGUACACGUAACGCACAGAGGAGCAAAGACUGUUUCACAAGCACACAGCCAAACACUCGUUUCUCCUCUCCCUCCCUCCCUCUCCUGUCUUCUUCUCCCUCUUCCUCUCCCUCUCUCUAUCUCUUUCUGUCAUCUUCCCUCUCUCCCUGCUUUCCUUCCCCUCUCUCUCUCUCUCCCUCUCUCUCGCCCCUUCACCUAAAGACGACUGUGGUGUCAUGGUUUUCUCUCACAACACGAACACAACACAGUAUGAUAAAAGAAUUAAAGAGACUGAGUAGACAAAACAUUGUCACGAUUUCAAAACAAAAAAAAAAGGACUUCCUUCUCUCUACGUCCAACACACCAAGGCUGCUUUUUUUAGAACAUGUUUUUUUGUGUUUGAAGUAAAGAAAUGCUAAAAAAAUAAAAUAAAAUAAAAUAAACAGCAAGAAGAGACGUUACUCGGAGAAGGAUGGACUCAUAUCCACCUGUAUUUGCCUCCCCGUUGCCCGCAGACUCCACCUUUCACUCCAGCAGUGAUGCCCCCUCUGCCCCUCCCCACCCCAUGUCUCACCCCUUGCACCCUUUGGUCCACUAUCAGCCAGACGGACCGGACGUCCCGCCCCGAGGAUCUACUGUGCCCUUUUCUCUCCGCUUCCCCUGGUUUUAACAUCUGCUGCUCCACAAGCCAACAAAUUGCUCAGUUGUUCAGUUUUCUUUUUUCUUCUUUUUCUUUUCUUUUUUUCUUGAUCCUUUUUAAGUUUGAUGCUGUAUUAGUUUUAGUUUGAUAUACAUUAUAUAAAAUAUAUAUGAACAUGGA
Messenger RNA from Myripristis murdjan (pinecone soldierfish), 3113 nucleotides. It is a transcript of the gene faf1, whose product is annotated as Fas (TNFRSF6) associated factor 1. Gene Ontology annotation, cellular component: nucleus; endoplasmic reticulum. The transcript has 19 exons. The record is from RefSeq and is a predicted model, not a curated record. Gene Ontology annotation, molecular function: NF-kappaB binding; ubiquitin binding. Lineage: Eukaryota; Metazoa; Chordata; Actinopteri; Holocentriformes; Holocentridae. Gene Ontology annotation, biological process: ERAD pathway. Bases 1 to 2025 code for a protein of 674 amino acids.